Messenger RNA from Didymosphaeria variabile, 1020 nucleotides. RefSeq lists its product as uncharacterized. The transcript is spliced from 2 exons. NCBI's taxonomy places the organism in Eukaryota, Fungi, Ascomycota, Dothideomycetes, Pleosporales, Didymosphaeriaceae. Gene Ontology annotation, biological process: dephosphorylation. The record is from RefSeq and is a predicted model, not a curated record. Gene Ontology annotation, molecular function: phosphoprotein phosphatase activity. The coding region runs from base 1 to 1020 and encodes 339 amino acids.
AUGCUCUCAGUCAAGCCCGUCGAAGUCGCCCCUUCCCAAGCCGCCGAAACUCAUCCUUCCCAAACUACCGAACCUCCUUCCCGUCCUCCUCACCCAAAUUUUGCCCCCUUCCACAUCAUCCCCGGCCUCUCCAACUUCCGCGACAUCGGCGGUUGGCCCCUCUGCACCCCAUCACACGCCCCAACCAAGCGUGUCCGCAAAGGUAUCCUUUUCCGCGGCUCAGACACCAACAGGAUCACACCGGAAGGCGAAGGAAAACUACGAAAGCUGGGAAUCAAAACCGACUUCGACCUGCGGAGCAAGCAGCAAAUCGAGAAGACGGGUGGGUACAGAGAAAUAUCCGGUAUUGAGCGGAGAUGGACACCCGUGUUUGCAGAAGAGCAGUAUACAGAGGAGGCGGCGAGGAAGAGAUAUGAAUUGUAUGCUGGGGAGGGAACUGAUGGUAUCGUGACGGCGUUCGUCGAGAUCCUCAUUGCGGGCGCGCCCAUGUUUCGAACGGUGCUGAGACAUGUGCUUGCUUCUGCGAGGGGAGGUGCACCGUCCGCAGCAGUUUUCAUGCAUUGUACGACUGGCAAUAAUCGCACGGGCGUGUUUAUUUCGCUUCUCUUACUACUUCUGGGUGUUUCGCCUGAUGUUGUCGCGCACGAGUACACGCUUUCCGACAAGGGGCUUGCGCCGACUCGGCAUAUCAACGUGGAGCGGCUGCUCAAGAAGGGCGCAUUCGAAGAGUACGGUCCGGAGGAAGCGAGGAGGAAGUGUGAGCGCAUGGUGGGAGCGCGCAGAGAGAGCAUGGAAGCGCUUAUAGCCGAGGUGGAGAGGAGGUGGAACGGCCCGGACGGCUACUUCAGGGAUGAAGUAGGUCUUACCGGAGAAGAAGUUGGGCGUUUGCGAGAGGUGUUCACAGAAGAAGAGGCUGACGGGGACGGUCUUCCAAAUGAAGCCGUUGACCGGUUAGGGGAGGCUCCGAAAGCAAGUCGAGAGGCUGCGUUGAAAGAGGACAAAGCGAAGGCGUCGCCAUAG